UCGUUUGCACACCGACGAGCAAWAUACGGUAUGGAAAGUAGAUCUACGUUGAAAACUGGUCAGCUAUUUAAAGCGUUGCUCUUGAACAUCAUUUUAUCGAUUUUGCUAGCACUACCAUUCAAGUUAGGCAUUGACGACUGAGUUCGACCUUCAUCAUCAAAAGAGUAGCAGUGUGGAAGAAUUCUGCAGAAAAGAAAGACAAUGAAGCUUUUAAUCCUUGCACUCUGCUUCUGUUUAGCAGUAGCUGAGAAUUCCAAUAGCAUUGAAGAUCUAGAAAAAAUUCUUUCAUCCGACUCUCAACUCCCAGACAUCGGCAAUCUUGAAAACGUGGACAAGCUCGAAGCUCUGAUGCAGAAUAAAUUGAAACUUAAAGGAAAGUUUGAAGGUUAUAAAUACUGUAUGGACGGAAAGACAUUAGCUGAAGGUCCAGGAAUGGAAGGAUGYCCAAAACGUCUGUGCUACGAUAAGAAAACUCUUCAAUGCAGAAAAGAAUUAGGAAAGUUGAGCGCGAAAGAAAGGUUUCAUCUCUGUCACACAGAGUAUAUUACUUAUAGGGAACGUUGUCCUUACACUUGUGGCUUAUGCAAACCACGUAAUCCAGUUCAGGAGUGCAGGAAAAUACACGGAGCUACUGCUCGUUGUUGUUCGAAUGGAAAGCCAGCUUUAAAACCAGACAAAAGUGACUGUGAGGUUUGUAGUAACAACAACCCCAGUCUAUGUGAAAGGUUUUACAAAUUUCUUGGAGGAAAAUGUGAGACCAGCGCGUACCUUGUUCGACGCUACUUGUACACCAAUUGCCCUAAACGAUGUGGUAGAUGCCAAUGAAAUGUUGAUUGACCAUCCUUUGAUUGCACCAAACGUUAUAUAAAACAGAAUCUUUUAAAAACAAUAAUAAUUAUGGCUAAAGAAGUGUCGCCUAUUGGAAAGCUCGUUGCUGUUUGAUGCAAAUUUACAAUCUUUGCCAAAAAAAWUUCUUUCAUUGGAGCAAAAGAAAAUGAAAAAUGAUGCUAUCUAGUGAUACAGUGAAUGUAAUAGSUAAAUUGUGCAGCCUAUUUGUUAGAAAUGUUAAAGAAAUACAGAUAAAUAAAUUAUGUUGAAGCGA
Actinia tenebrosa (Australian red waratah sea anemone) is the source of this 1102-nucleotide messenger RNA. RefSeq lists its product as uncharacterized. The record is from RefSeq and is a predicted model, not a curated record. NCBI's taxonomy places the organism in Eukaryota, Metazoa, Cnidaria, Anthozoa, Actiniaria, Actiniidae.